CGAUGGUAGGCUGGAGAGAAGGAUGGUCAGGGCCGCCCCCCGCCUCUAACCCCAACAUGAAAGUGGAACUGAUUCAACACCGGUUAUAGAACCGAGCCAGGCGACGUUUUUAUUUAUCUGUUGUUACUCUUGAAGAUUCCCAAAAACAACAAUGGAGGACGACUAUGUGUGUGAGUACGACUCUACAUGGGACACAGAGAGUGAUGGAGACGACCCAGCCGGAGAGAGCCAGAGCCGACGGUCUACUCAAGACAAAAACAAGUCAUCCUGGGCUAUAUGGCAGCCCACCCCAAGAAAUAUGAGGGCAGCAAAAGACAUGCAGAACUACAGAAGAGGAUAUCCUAAUCUAACAGAUGAUGAUUGCUCAGAGGACAAAAUGAACAACCUCCAAUUCUAUCUGAAUAAGUUUCCUUCUGCUCCUGAUGAUGUUUAUAUUGAGUCAUUUCUUAAGGAUUGGAAAAAUGACUACAAAAAGCUGGAGAGGGUUCACUCUUACAUCCAAUGGUUGUUUCCACUGCGAGAACCAGGAGUUAAUUAUAUGGCUUCAGAACUCACCAAGAAGGAAAUUGAGGCUUUCAAGAAAAAUGAGGAUGCCAAAAGGAGACUGGUGGAGGCUUACGAACUAAUGUUGGGCUUUUAUGGAAUACGUUUAGUCAACAAAAACACCGGUGAAGUGAAGCGUGCAGAAAAUUGGAAGGAACGUUUUGGAAACCUGGAGAGAAAUAUGCACAACAACCUGAGGAUAACUCGCAUCCUGAAAAGCCUCGGGGAGCUCGGCUUCGAGCACUACCAGGCUCCGCUUGUGCGCUUCUUUCUGGAAGAGACUCUGGUCAAGAAGACGCUGAGUAACGUUAAACGCAGCGUGCUCGACUACUUCCUGUUUGCCGUGCUAGACAAACAUGAGCGGCAGGAGCUUGUGCGAUUUGCUUACCUUCACUAUGAGCCAAAAGACAAGUUUGUUUGGUGUCCCCGAAAAAUCCAGAAACAGUUCAGAAAGGCUGCCAAAAACUCUGAAGUCGCUGGGAAUGUAGACGGGAGGGAUGAAACGUUUUUACACUGUAAAAGCAAAGACGGGGAAGCAGCGGCACAGCAGAAAGAAGAUGAGAUGAAUAAUAUUACUAAGACUAUUAAAGAAUCUGAGAAAAACAAAGACAAAAGCAAACAGCCUGAAGAAUCUUCCAAGCCACCAGCGGAAGAUGGGGCUCUUGGAAAUGGAAAUCUGGAUUCAGAGUCUAAUAUUGGAAAUAACAGCAAUGGAAAUGAAUCUCCAGAUAAUGAUCAAGAGAUGGAACAGUCCCCUUGUCAAGAUGUUGACUCCAGAGAGCAUGAAGUGACCACAGAUGAUGAGCAGAAAUCCACAGGCAGCUCUAAGCUCACUGUUCAAGAAUCGGACAUUAUGCAAACCAGUGCGGACAAAGAAGCUGAAAAACCUCCAAAGAAGAAGAGAGAAGAUGACGAGUUCCCACAAAUCAACAAACCUGCCGAAGACUCUGCUUCUGCUGCCAGCAUGGAGGAUAAAGCUGCUGUCGAUAAAGCUGCAGGUCAAACAAGCCCAUCAGUCCAAACUCCUCUUAAGACCUCAAAACACUCACCCUCUCCGUCUUCUGAAAGGGAGGAAAAGAUCCCAAGGACUGAUUUUAUAAUGACGGAUAAAACAAACGAAGAAAUGCUACAAGACAGUAUGCCAGCAUCAGAUGGGAUGCAGAUCAGCAACGAUGUAGAAGAAGAACGAAAUGGGACAGAGUCGGAGGACUGUCACAUGGAUUCCACCCCCUCAGGCUCAGAUCAAAUUAAGGGAGCCUCAUGAAGAAGUGGUGAAAGAAAGAAAUUCAUAUAAACUAAGAUUAAAUGUACUAUAAGGACAGAAUAUGACUUUGAGCAUUUUCUAGGCCUUAUUUUUACUAUAUUUAAUGUUAAGAUGCCAUUCAUUUGUUUUUACUUUAAAUGAAAUAUGGGUCUUUAGCCAAAAGCAGCAAUAUGUUACUAGGAUGCUAUAGUUUAAGGUCUGUUUCUGACUUCAACAUUUUCACAACAAAGACGUUAAGUUCUCUAAUGCUGAGUUUUUCCGGCUGUAAUGAAGAGAAGGGAUUCAGUGGUUGUAUAUAUUUAAACGUGCAGAACAAGAACAUAUUUUAAAAUUACAAAGCAUGAGCUAAUGAGAUUCAUUGCUGAUUUAGCGUUUUCUUUGACUGUAAACAAUCUAUACCAAACAAAGGAUCAAAUCUUCAUUUACUCGACUGAUAUAGUCCAAUGUUUUUUUUUUUUUUAUGGUUAAAAAGUUCUAAAGUUCUGUUUCUUGGGGGGAAAAAUGUUUUUGAAAAUAUAAGUAUUUCAUAAAAGUGUGUUCUUUACUGAACAGUAUGUUUGCUUGAUACACAGUCCACCUCUUUCAUCUAAGGUGCUGCUUUAGUUCACCAUUGCAUGUGAAUAAAAGAAGAAAAUAGGUGUUGCUUGUCAACAAGUAAAGCUAAUAGUUCAACAGUCUUGACAGCCAUCAGAGAGUUAAAAGGUCUUUGCUAAAUAAGCUGGCUGCCCAGGAUGCUAUGAUGAAGCAUAUUUUGGGAAAAUUGGGUGAAAGGGAAAAGUUUCACUGCCAACAGUGACAUCUGAAGCUGGCCUGUUAGCGGGCUUUUAGCUAGCAAUGCGUAUGUAGAAUGUACGCAAUGUUUUUUUUGUUUUUUUUUUUCAAAAAAAAGUUGACUCAAAUUUUACAAGCAGACGCUGGAGUUGGAAAAUGUAUUUUUUUCUGCUCAACGCACAACAUCAAACAAUCAGAGAAGCUGUUCUGUGAGCUGGCAGGGAGACCGACUCAUGUAGAGACGCUAUGUUCACUCCACUGCAGCAUUUUAUUAACGCUUAAAUUAACCUAAAAUGUCGGAACCUUCUGGUAAAAUUUGUUCACUUUUAUUACUCACGGGUUUGCAGUUGGAGCCACAUACAUGAAAAACGACAACCUCUACUUCCAACAACCACAGACAGUAGGGGAAAAAUCCCAAGAGGCUAAUAGGCCCAAUGCAACUGUUGCUGGGAAUUCCCAGUGGCAGCGCAGAGAAAAAAUAUUUUAAGAAGGAUC
This is a messenger RNA of Cyprinodon variegatus (sheepshead minnow), 3073 nucleotides long. It is a transcript of the gene ogfr, whose product is annotated as opioid growth factor receptor. Lineage: Eukaryota; Metazoa; Chordata; Actinopteri; Cyprinodontiformes; Cyprinodontidae. Gene Ontology annotation, molecular function: opioid growth factor receptor activity. The transcript is spliced from 7 exons. Gene Ontology annotation, cellular component: membrane. The record is from RefSeq and is a predicted model, not a curated record. Bases 152 to 1807 code for a protein of 551 amino acids.